Messenger RNA from Pipra filicauda (Wire-tailed manakin), 4967 nucleotides. Its product is annotated as cyclin-dependent kinase 11B. NCBI's taxonomy places the organism in Eukaryota, Metazoa, Chordata, Aves, Passeriformes, Pipridae. The transcript is spliced from 20 exons. Gene Ontology annotation, molecular function: ATP binding; cyclin-dependent protein serine/threonine kinase activity. The record is from RefSeq and is a predicted model, not a curated record. Bases 368 to 2683 code for a protein of 771 amino acids. Gene Ontology annotation, biological process: regulation of mitotic cell cycle; protein phosphorylation. Gene Ontology annotation, cellular component: nucleus.
ACGCUGCAUCGACAUUGUUGUGCUGGCCGUUCCCCUCAUGUGACUUGUUUGAAAAUCGCUCUUUAUUCGACCGGACGGCGAAAUUUAACCUGUUUACGGGUAAUUAACGGGCGCCUGCGGUGACGGCGCCUGCACUCCCGCCUCUGUGUGCCGGGUCAGUACCCACGGGCAGAGCUGGGCGGUUAAUCACCGCGCUGCCGCUGGAGGAACCGCUCAAUUAACGGCUCAUUAGCGAUUUUUUAAUUAUUUUUUUUUUUGGUUAAUUACUUCCCGGGCGUCAUCGCCGCGCCUGGCACGGAAGUGACGCGUUAGAGCCGCGCUGGUCGCAGUGCCCGGUGGCGGCGGCGACUUUGUUUUUUUAACUCAAAUGGGUGAUGAAAAGGAUUCUUGGAAAGUGAAAACUUUAGAUGAAAUUCUCCAGGAGAAGAAGCGAAGGAAGGAGCAAGAGGAGAAGGCAGAGAUAAAACGUAUGAAAAAUUCAGAUGACAGGGAUUCCAAGCGGGAUUCUCUUGAAGAGGGGGAGCUGAGAGACCAUCGCAUGGAAAUAACCAUCAGAAACUCACCUUACAGGAGGGAGGACUCCAUGGAAGACAGGGGAGAAGAAGAUGAUUCCUUGGCUAUAAAACCACCCCAGCAAAUGUCCCGGAAAGAAAAAACCCACCAUAGGAAAGAUGAGAAGAGGAAAGAGAAACGCAGGCACCGAAGUCACUCUGCAGAAGGGAAACAUGCCAGAGUGAAAGAGAAAGAACGGGAGCAUGAGCGUAGGAAGAGACAUAGAGAAGAGCAGGAUAAAGCCCGUCGUGAAUGGGAGAGACAGAAACGGAGAGAGAUGGCAAGGGAGCAUUCCAGGAGGGAGAGAGAUCGUCUGGAGCAACUGGAGAGAGAAAGAGAGAGGAAAAUCCGGGAGCAGCAGAAGGAACAGCGGGAGCAGAAGGAGCGGGAGAGGCGAGCGGAGGAGAGGCGGAAGGAGCGGGAAGCCAGGAGAGAAGUUUCUGCUCACCAUAGAACAGUGAGGGAAGAAUAUGGAGACAAAGUAAAAAUGAGACCCUGGAGUCGCAGCCCUUUACGCCAGCAGAGAGAGAAGCUUGAGCAAGGAGAGAGCAGGAAACCAGCAGUGAAAGAAGAGAAACCAGAAGAGAGAGAUCCUCUUUCUGACUUGCAAGACAUCAGUGACAGUGAGAGGAAAACCAGCUCAGCAGAGUCUUCAUCAGAAUCUGGAUCAGGCUCAGAAGAGGAGGAAGAAGAGUCCAGCAGUGAAGGUUCUGAGGAGGAAGGAGAGGAAGAGGAGGAGGAGGAGGAGGAGACAGGAAGCAAUUCUGAGGAAGUGUCUGAGCAAUCAGCAGAAGAGGUGAGCGAAGAGGAAAUGAGUGAAGAGGAGGAGCGGGAGAAUGGAAACCACAUCCCAGUUGUUACAGAGUCGAGGUUUGACCGAGAUUCAGCGGGAAGUGAAGUGGAGGAGGAGGAGGUAGGGGAGGGAUCCCCUCAUUCCAAUGCCAUGACAGAAGGGGACUAUAUUCCUGACUCCCCAGCUUCCUCUCCCAUUGAACUGAAACAGGAGCUUCCCAAGUACCUUCCUGCACUUCAGGGAUGUCGCAGCGUGGAGGAAUUCCAGUGUUUGAACAGGAUUGAAGAAGGAACAUAUGGGGUGGUGUACAGAGCAAAGGACAAGAAGACUGAUGAAAUUGUGGCUCUGAAGCGACUGAAGAUGGAAAAGGAGAAGGAAGGCUUUCCCAUUACUUCUCUGAGGGAAAUAAAUACUAUUCUGAAAGCACAGCAUCUAAACAUUGUCACUGUCAGAGAAAUCGUUGUGGGCAGUAAUAUGGAUAAAAUCUAUAUUGUCAUGAAUUAUGUAGAACACGACCUCAAGAGCCUGAUGGAAACAAUGAAACAGCCCUUCCUGCCAGGGGAAGUGAAAACCUUGAUGAUUCAGUUACUGCGAGGGGUCAAACACCUUCACGACAACUGGAUCCUGCACAGAGACCUGAAAACCUCCAACCUGCUGCUCAGUCAUUCAGGCAUUUUAAAAGUUGGAGAUUUUGGGUUAGCCCGGGAAUAUGGGUCUCCCCUGAAGCCCUACACCCCCGUGGUGGUGACUCUGUGGUACAGGGCUCCAGAGCUGCUGCUUGGAGCCAAGGAAUAUUCCACAGCCAUAGACAUGUGGUCAGUGGGGUGUAUCUUCGGGGAGCUGCUGACGCAGAAGCCUCUGUUCCCAGGGAAGUCAGAGAUUGACCAGAUUAACAAAGUUUUUAAGGAUCUGGGUACUCCAAGUGAAAAAAUCUGGCCUGGGUACAACGAGCUGCCAGCAGUGAAGAAAAUGACCUUCACAGAGUACCCCUACAACAACCUGCGCAAGAGAUUCGGGGCUCUGCUCUCGGACCAGGGCUUUGACCUCAUGAACAACUUCCUGACGUACUACCCGGCUCGGCGCAUCACUGCGGAGGACGGGCUGAAGCACGAGUACUUCCGGGAGACCCCCCUGCCCAUCGACCCCUCCAUGUUCCCCACCUGGCCGGCCAAGAGCGAGCAGCAGCGCGUCAAGAGGGGCACGAGCCCCCGGCCCCCCGAGGGAGGGCUGGGCUACAGCCAGCUGGGUGAUGAUGAUCUGAAAGACACAGGAUUUCAUCUGACCACCACCAACCAGGGAGCAUCUGCUGCAGGACCUGGCUUCAGCCUCAAGUUUUAAACUCAACGUGAAAGAGGGAGGGGGGAAAAAAACCCCACAAAGAAAAAGAAGCACCAUUCAUGUGAGUGGAUUUGAGUGCCCCAGUUCUGUUCUUCGUGUCAGGGGGACGAGAUGUGUUUGGUUUUUUUUUUUCCCCUGUGAAAAACUCAAACCUUAUCACGGAUUCCAAGGCUCUGUUUUAUAAAUCCACGUGGAGUAUAACUGCUGCAUUCCAUUAGAGGACUGGAGUUACCUGAAAACCCCAGGAUCAUCACAAACUGUGACAAAGGACAACUUGAACUACAGUCCUGGAACAGUUUCUGGUUUCUUUUUAGGUUUUUUUUGUUUGUUUGUUUGUUUUGUUGGGUUUGGUUUGGUGGGUUUUUUUUUUUUCUCCUUGUAAAUUUGUAGAAUUAAAAUACAUUUUCAAUUGUUUAACAGUGUGAAGGAUUUCAUUGCUUCACCUGCAGCAAAGUUGGAUGCUGGUGACAGUAAAUAGAGUUUAUUUUUUAUUUUAAGGGAAUUGUUUGUGUCUGAAUAUAUUUGGGGCAGGAAAAAAGUGCCAGUUAUGAGAUUUCUUUCCUGUUACCUUUGAGAGAAGAAGCCUGGGGUGCACUGCUGAGCUGAAAACUGUUUGCUUUGUUCUUUCCAUGUAUUUCCAGUGGUGCAAAAGAAGUUCCUCUAUUGUUUUAUAAAUCAAAAAAGAUGCAAUAUGGAGACUUGAAACUUUAUUUUCUAUGGAAGUUCUUUUAAUAUGCCCUUUUUCCAUCAAAAGAAGAGCUUGUGUAGUGAUUGUGUAAUGCCACAUCUCAGGACCGACCAGAGGAGGAACUGUGUUGGAAUAUCACAUCCCUUGCAGUUCCUGAUUUAUAAUGGGCUCACUCUGUUCUGGGAACAAGGGAGGUUUGGAAAACACCAAAUUUUCAAGCAGUCAGAACUGGGCACCAGGCCAGGAACAGGAUUAACAGAAAUCAUAAACAUUCUAUCCCUCUCAGUACAUUCUGAAGAGUUCUUCUGAGGGUAAAGGCCUUGGAGCUGGAAGGGGAGGUGCUGAAGUUGGGGUGAGGUUUGGAAGCAGCUGGGUUGUUUUCCCUGUGCAGGAAUGUUUCUGUUUCUGAAGGAGAAACAGCUCUGUCACUGGUCUGUCACUGAAACAUUCCCGAUUCCAGAAGAUUCCUCGGAGAGGGAGCUCAGUAACCCCUUGAAAAGCAGGAGUCCACGGAAGCAGAGCCUGUGUGAACUCAAGGAUUAAACCAUGACUGACUGCAGAGUUUGUAUCUGACAUGGAAUUAUUCCCUUCCCAGCUUCGCCAACCACUCCUCGUGCUCUCUUCCAGCUGGAUGUGGCACAUUUCCCUCAGCCUGGGGGAGGACAGCGAUGGAAAUCACCUUGUCUGCUCCUGGCUCGGACACCUGAGGGACAAGCUCUGAGCACUCGGGGCCUGUUGGGAUCAAAGGAAUAAAUACAGACCCUGGGAAGGGGAUCGGGGGGGAAAAGAUGUUCUGGGGAUACUUGACCUGCCCACGGUGGACUGUGGAGUUGAGUGAGACAGGGCUGCUGUGCCCCACACCCUCCUCCUGAGCAGGAGGAGCAAACGUGAUCCUGGGGCUUAGACUUGGGUAGAACUUCUUGUGUUGCAGAGCACCAGGAUCUAAAACAAGGGCAGAAACACUUGCAGAGUAUUAAACUGCUCCUUUUCCCUUCCCCAGUCUGCCUCCAGUGCAGCCCAGCUGAGCCAUCCUGGUGGCUGAUGCAGUUCUGCUCCUGUUUUCCAGCAGUUCCCAGGGAUCCACACAGUUCAACUGCACCAUCUGACGCUUUUCUUUAAAAAAAAAAAAUGUUGUUUUUUUUUUAAUUCUCUGUACAGCACCUAGUUGAUAAAUUCUUUGUCAUUAAAACUAAUAUGGGAGAGUUUUACAUUCCAGUAACCAGUCUCAAGAGUCUCUUUUGCCCAGGGUGAGGAAGCAGCUGAUGGAGAAGUUCAGUUGCACUACUGGAAAUUAAAUAUAAAAAAAUGCCAAAGAAACAAUUUGAAACAGAACUAGCAGGAACUGAAGGAGCUCAUUCCAGGGCCUUGUCAGUGCUUCAGUCUGAUUCUCCAGGAAUAAGUAGUCAGGAUCCUUUCUUUUUUCUUCACUAUACAAGUGUAAGUUCCUUCAUUAAUUGCAUUUGCAAUGAUGCUCAUGUGAUCUUCAUUUAAGGAUAAAUAACCUGGAUAUGAGUAUUCCAGAAGCUCCUUAUCUUUAUACCAGCUGUCAUAAGAAAAACAACAGAAAUUAAACUACAAAUGUCUAGAACAGUUCAA